This is a messenger RNA of Cuscuta europaea, 1954 nucleotides long. Lineage: Eukaryota; Viridiplantae; Streptophyta; Magnoliopsida; Solanales; Convolvulaceae. The record is from the annotation of a GenBank genome assembly.
GGAAAACACAAACUAUAUAUACACGACCAAUAAGGCAAUAACAGCCAAAUCACACAACAAAAUGACUCCAAUAACUUCACUAUUUAUUCUUCCUUUCUUAGCUUUGUGGCUGUUCAUUAUGCUUCCGCAAACAUUCCACAACCGGAAAAUAAUGGUCUCCGCCGGAGCCGGCGGCGGCGGCAGCGGAGGCAAGUGGGACGUACUACUCCCCAGCAUCGGAAUAUCCGCCAUGCACAUGCAACUCCUCCACAACGACAAGGUCAUCAUUUUCGACCGCACCGACGCCGGCUCCUCCAACAUCUCAUUGCCCGGCGGCAAAUGCCGGACCAUCUUCGGAGAAGAUGACGGUCGAGUUUUAGGGAAGGACUGCAGUGCUCAUUCAGUAGAAUACGAUGUCGCCUCCAACUCCGUCCGGCCCCUCAUGGUCCUCUCCGACGUGUGGUGCUCCUCGGGUUCCGUCUCACCCGUUGGCAUGCUAAUCCAAACCGGCGGGUUCAAGCUUGGAGAGCGUGUCGUCCGAAUUUUCCAGUCGUGCGACGACAAAAAAUGUGACUGGAAAGAAAUCCGUGGCGGGCUGAUCGAAAGACGAUGGUACGCCACGGACCAUAUUUUGCCAAACGGCCGCCAAAUAAUCAUUGGCGGUCGCGGGGCAUUCAACUACGAGUUUUACCCGAAGACCGGCGACUUCGCGGGUAAUCUGUAUAGCCUGCCGUUUCUGGCCAAUACGAGCGACCCGGGAGUGGAGAACAACUUGUACCCGUUUGUUUUCCUAAACGUGGACGGGCAUUUGUUCAUUUUUGCUAACAAUCGGGCCAUCUUGUUCAACUAUAACAAGAACGUUGUGGUUCGGACAUACCCGCAAACGCCCGACGGUAACCCGAGAAGCUACCCGAGCACCGGGUCGGCGGUUCUUUUACCCAUCAAGAACCCGAAUGGUGGCGCGUCCACCCAAGCUGAAGUCUUGGUUUGUGGGGGUGCACCGAAGGGUGCAUUUGAAAGUUCGAGGGAUGGCAAAUUUGUUGGCGCGUUGAAUACUUGUCUUCGGAUGACCAUAACCGACCCGAACCCGCGCUGGAUAACGGAGGUGAUGCCAUCAGCACGAGUCAUGGGCGAUAUGGUCAUAUUACCCAAUGGUCAUGUUUUGAUCAUUAAUGGGGCCGGUGCUGGAAGUGCCGGUUGGGAAUAUGGUAGGAAUCCAGUCCUGAACCCAGUUCUUUACCGCCCAGAUAACCCACUCGGAUCCCGAUUCGAACAGCAAAAUCCGAGUAAAACACCCAGAAUGUAUCACUCAUCCGCCAUUCUAAACCGCGACGGCCGGGUCUUCGUCGGUGGUAGUAAUCCACAUUCAGUAUACAUGUUCACCAAUGUUCUAUUCCCAACCGAUUUAAGCUUGGAAGCAUUUUCUCCUUCCUAUUUGGAUCCGGUCAACAAUAACUUGCGCCCCGAGAUUAUUACACCCGCUUCGCAGUCCGAAUUCACGUACGGAAAACCCGUCACACUCCAAUUCAAGGUUCCGGGUAAGGUGGACACAAAUACGGUUAAGGUAACGUGGGUUUCGCCGUCAUUUAGUACACACUCGUUUUCGAUGAACCAAAGGUUGCUGGUUCUCAACACUGGGAAAGUCAAACCCAUGGGCAAUGAUAAUUACAGUAUUGAAGCAGUGAUACCGGAUUCGGGUCAUUUGGCCCCGCCCGGAUACUAUAUCCUUUUUGUGGUUCAUCAAGACAUACCGAGUAAAGGAAUUUGGGCUAAACUCUACUAUUGAAGAAUUUGAAGUAAUUAAUACUCCCACCAUACGGAGGUCAAAGAAAUUUGUAUUCAUACUCUGUAUAUUUCACUCAAUUUUAAUUUUUUGUAUUUUUAUGAAUAAAAUUUUACCACAUUACAUUUUUAUGUUAUUUAGAAAUAAUAAAUCAUUUUGUGUAUAAAUUUAUUAUUGAUCAGUGUUCAAUAA